CUGCACCUGGGCUUGACGGCGGCGCUGGCCCGCGGCUGCCUGCACUGCCACAGCAACUUCUCGGAGAAGUUCUCCUUCUACCGCCACCAUGUGAACCUCAAGUCCUGGUGGGUGGGCGACAUCCCCGUGUCGGGGGCGCUGCUCACCGCCUGGAGCGACGACACCAUGAAGGAGCUGCACCUGGCCAUCCCCGCGGAGAUCACCCGGGAGAAGCUGGAACAGGUGGCGAGAGUCGUGUACAAGAGGAUGGAUCACCUGUACCAGGGGAAGAUGUAUUCCCCGGGGUACUUCCCCAACGAGCUGCGAGCCAUCUUCCAGGAGCAGGUGCGCCUCAUCCAGAAUGCCAUCAUUGAAGGUCGCAUCAACUGUCAGCAUCACUGCGGCAUUUUCCAGUAUGAGACCAUCUCCUGCGGCAACUGCACAGACUCCCUUGUCGUCUGCUUUGGCUACAACUGCGGGUCCUCAGUACAGUGGGAGUUGGCCGUGGAGGAACUCCUCAAUUACAUAAAUGACUGGCACAAGUAA
Carlito syrichta (Philippine tarsier) is the source of this 525-nucleotide messenger RNA. RefSeq names its product IZUMO family member 4 (gene IZUMO4). The transcript has 7 exons. The coding region runs from base 166 to 525 and encodes 119 amino acids. Lineage: Eukaryota; Metazoa; Chordata; Mammalia; Primates; Tarsiidae. Gene Ontology annotation, cellular component: nucleus. The record is from RefSeq and is a predicted model, not a curated record.